AUGUCUCAUCUCUCAGCGCGGGUGUCAGAUGAUGAUUCAGAUAGCGACUGGGACGAAGGCAAUACGGACCAGGUCUCGAAUAACAUCCCAGGGCCUAAUGCCUCCAAGGGAGAGUUAAUGGAAGCACUCAAAGCGCUGCAGCUUGAGGUUCAGCAGCUGCGUGCAGACAAUCGUGCCCUUAAGGAGAAAAAUAAGGUUCUGGUUUCCGAGAAGCCUAAACGGAAACGGCGUGUAGAAGCACCGGAUGCCCUCGUCGCCCAUGAGCAAACUAUCUCGUUGUAUGCCCGCAAAUAUGGCAUGACAGUGGAGAUGUUCCCAGACAGCGAGCUUCUCAUCAAGAAGCGCCCCGAUUCACCUACACCUUUUAAUAGUGCUGAUCGUUACAAGACGUCGGCAACUCAAGAGUCUGCUUUCUUAGAUGAACUCUAUGCACAUUUCCCUGAACGCAUCCAUGAAACGGUAAUGGGUAGCGAGUACUUCAAAGACCUCGUAAAUAAGUGCAUCGCCGAUGCUCGUUCUAACGAAAUCAAGAAAUUGCGUGGCGUUGCUGGAGACAUAUUCGAGCUUCCGGGAAAAUACUUUGCCAAUGCCAGUUAUGACAGAGCUGCGAUUGUCGACAUUCAGAAGAUGUUUGGAGUUUCCGGCAAGACUCAGACUUACAAGAUUUUUCCGCCUCUCUUGUUCCCAAGUCUCCAAGAAGACACAACCCUCAAGACCGUUUUCGGCAACUGGACACUUUUUGCAAAGAUCCUGAGGGCCUCACUCUAUGGCAUCACCUCGCUUCAUCAAGAGCCUUGUGGUGGAUCGAAGACUAACGCUCGGAAGUGGAGUUUGCAACAAGUCACACCAGGGUCCAUUGCAUGGGCUGCGGUUAUUGUCAUUUUUCUGCUCUCGCCAGACACAGAGUUUCCAGGUUCGGGAGUUGGCAAGUCGUCAACUAUCAACUACAAGGACCUCUUCUUUCAAUACAAGAAGUUGCUAAUUACGAAGUGGGAGACAAAACGUAUCAAAACCAUCGUGACUAACAUCAAUCGCUACGUUUUCGGUGCUGCAAAGUUGUCUACAUCGAUGGAUCCUGCUGGUGCCGAAGAUUUUUCAGAGGAGAUCAACCGCGCCAUGCUAGCACUUGACAUGGACACUGAUAGCGAAGAAGACACUCCAGUGACUCCACCGGUCUUGUCGGCACUCUCAGUAUUACCCUCGGCAAUAUCAGCCUUACCAGCUCCUUCAUUGGCGCCUGGACCUGAAGGUUCAAAUCUCGUCACUCAGCCAGUCACACAUCCAGACGAAUCAGUAUCUAGGGCUGUCAUUCGCGCUAAUGAUUCGAAUACAAGUGUCAAUGCAGUAGCUAACAAUGCAGAUGAAGCUGAUGAUGAUAGGACGGAAUCGGGUGGAGGACAAGCAAAGGCCAAGAAUACUAGGGGGAGGAAGGUUGUAGCGACGCAGGGUCCUACUCGUCGUGGACGUUCUCGUAAAGUCUAA
This is a messenger RNA of Suillus fuscotomentosus, 1482 nucleotides long. RefSeq lists its product as uncharacterized. Bases 1 to 1482 code for a protein of 493 amino acids. NCBI's taxonomy places the organism in Eukaryota, Fungi, Basidiomycota, Agaricomycetes, Boletales, Suillaceae. The record is from RefSeq and is a predicted model, not a curated record. The transcript is spliced from 5 exons.